AUGGAAAGUUUGAGUGAGCUUCAGAACCCACUGCUGGCCAAGAGCAGCAAGCAUCUUCACGGUAGCUACUCCUACCAUCAGCAUCACCCUAGUCAUUGCUGCCAGGGGAAACUUUACAUCUUUCAAAACACUGGCAGUGCCAGGACUCACCAGCUGCUGGAUGCCAGUUCUCUGCAGCUGGCCGUUGAAGCAUUGUAUGGUCCCAACUUCAUCCUGGUGAAGGAUGAGACCAGUCUCAAGGCCAAGGACAACAAAGGGGAGAGCUGCGAGACGACCUUCAUGGAAAACAAAGAGGCCCCCUCUGAGGCUGCAGAUGGGCGAGAAAAACAAGGGCCAUGCCAGAUGGAGAGUGACAUCAGAAUCCAAACAGUGUCCUAUGAGGUGGAGGAGGAGGAAUUCCAGGAGUAUGAGAGUGACUCCUCGAGUGACAGCGAGAGUGAGGAUCAUUUCCUGAUGCUCCCCCCACGAGACCACCUGGGCCUGGCCAUUUUUUCAAUGCUCUGCUGCUUCUGGCCCCUGGGAAUCGCUGCCUUCUACUUCUCCCAUAGGACCAGUAAGGCUGUUUCCAAGGGGGACUUCCACAUGGCAAGUUCGGCCUCCCGGCGGGCCCUCUUCCUUGCUGCGCUCUCCAUCACCAUCGGCACAGGGGUCUAUGUUGGUGUGAUUGUAGCACUGAUUGCUUAUCUAUCCAAAAGUGGCCAUGUAUAG
Molecule: messenger RNA, 708 nt
Organism: Emys orbicularis (European pond turtle)
Lineage: Eukaryota; Metazoa; Chordata; Testudines; Emydidae
Gene: SYNDIG1L
Product: synapse differentiation inducing 1 like
Exons: 3
Coding region: 1-708 (235 amino acids)
Cellular component (GO): intracellular membrane-bounded organelle; membrane
Source: RefSeq, a predicted model, not a curated record